AUGGCUGCACAGUGCUGCCUGUCAUUCCUGGCACUGCUGGCUCAGCCGCGCUUCUACCCGCGCUACGUGCUGCCGCUCGCUUUCGGCAAGUACUUCGCGUCGGUGUCGGCGCACGUCAGCAUCUGGAAGGUGCCCGUGUCCUAUGCGCACACUGUCAAGGCCACCAUGCCCAUCUGGGUGGUCCUCCUGUCCCGGAUCAUCAUGAAGGAGAAGCAGAGCACCAAGGUGUACCUGUCGCUCAUCCCCAUCAUUGGUGGCGUCCUGCUGGCCACCGUCACCGAGCUGUCCUUCGACGUGUGGGGGCUGGUCAGCGCCCUGGCGGCCACCCUGUGCUUCUCGCUGCAGAACAUCUUCUCCAAGAAGGUGCUGAGAGACUCCCGCAUCCACCAUCUCCGGCUGCUCAACAUCCUGGGCUGCCACGCCGUGUUCUUCAUGAUCCCCACGUGGGUGCUGGUGGACCUCUCGGCGUUCCUCAUCAACGGCGACCUGAUCUCCCUGUCCCAGUGGCCCUGGACGCUCCUGCUCCUGGCUGUCAGUGGCUUCUGCAACUUCGCGCAGAACGUCAUCGCCUUCACCAUCCUCAACCUCAUCAGCCCGCUCAGCUACUCCGUCGCCAACGCCACCAAGAGGAUCAUGGUCAUCACCGUGUCCCUGGUCAUGCUGCGCAACCCCGUCACCAGCACCAACGUGCUGGGCAUGCUGACCGCCAUCCUGGGUGUCUUCCUGUAUAACAAGACCAAGUACGAUGCAAACCAGCAGGCCAAGAAGCACCUGCUGCCCGUGUCCACGGCGGACCUAGGUGGCAGGGAGCGGCCCCACAAUGGCGUCCUGUUGCCCCCACAUGGGGACCUGCAGUACAGCCGCAGCAGCGUCCUCACAGAUCACUUUCAGUACGGCCGGCCCGGCCAGCCCCACUCCUACACCUUGAACCGCUACGACGUGUAGCGCCCGGGAGACCGGGCAGCCGGCCCGCACCCCAGCGGAAUCAGACACUCCUGACACCAGCUAUGCCUGGUGGCCGAGGGACAGGGCGUGGCCUGCUGGGGAGACCCUGCUGUCUGCCAGGGGCCGGACAGGGUCCUCGCCGCUGCAGAAGUACCUUCCCUGCCCUGUUCAGCUUCUCGCCACAGUGGGUAGCACUGGGCACAGGAGAAGCUGGCUUGAUGCGGACCCUGCCUGCCUGGGCGGCCAAGAGGGGCCCGCGGUGACGGGGGCAUGGCUGACGGGAGCAGCUGGAGGGUAACAGGCCGCUCCCAAUCACGGGCCACAGGGAUAGCAGGUGGAGAUGGGGCCUCGGCCCCGGCUGACCGAGAUCAGGGUUUGUAGGGAGCCGGGCAGCAAAGCCUGAAUGAGGAGCUGGCAGGGCCAGGGCGGGAGGCACUGUCCCCCCUCAGCCUUCUGACCCUUUGCUGAGCAGGGCGUCCUUCAGGCUGCCAUGGGCUCCGGUGCACCCAGGCCAGUGCGUCUCCCUCCAGGCUGUCUGUGCUGUCCCCGGGUGAGGACCUACAGGCCAUGCAGCAGGGACACUUGGUCCCUCACGGACCUGGACAGUGUCCUGCAGUCGCGGGGAUGUCCACCCUGGUCCGCACCAGGAGAGAGUAGGCCUGGCUCUCGGAUCGGAAGCUGCUUUCUUAAACGGUGAGAGGGUCCCUCCCAGCAAAUCCCUGACCAUACACUGGGGACCAGCAGGUCGUUUCUGUGACCCCACGGCUGAUGACGAGAGCCCAGAGUGGGGCGUCAUCCCCGAGGCCAGCUCCGCCUCCCGCCGCUUCUGUGCUGUUUAUGUUAGGACCUGAUCGAGUCCUGCUAGAACAAAGGGAACACCACGCUGUGGCCCACGCUCUAGUCCCGGCUGCUGUGAAGGCCAAGGCGGCCAUCGCCUAGCACCAUCACAGACCCCAUCUCCAAAAAGAAAUGGGCCUUGGUGCGGCAGAACUACAGGACCUCAUGUGGCUGCAGCAGCCAGGUGUGGGCUGUCCCCAGGAAGGAGCUGUCCCUGUGGAGGGGACCCCUGGUUUGGCUGUGUUCUUCCCUUGGCCACGUGGGACAGCGCUUCUGGUGAGCGUGGUGAUUUCCGGUCAGAGAGGACACGUGGCUGGCACUGGGCUCCUGGGUUUUGUGCGGUUUUCUUGCUUCUGAUAGUUGGACUUUUUGGACUUCAGAAGUCAGUUUGUCAGCUCGCAAAUGGAUGGCUUUCCUGCUUGUCUGGGAGCAGCCUGGUGUCUGGCAGUGGUCUGUGUGCUUUAGAGAUAUUUUGGCCUCUGGUUUAGAGAAAGCUGCCGUGAAAAUUGGGAAGAAAUGGCAGGUGUGUCGGCGCAUGCCUCUCAUUCCUGCACUUGGGAGGCUGAGGCAGGAGGAUCACAGGUCUGAGGCCAGCUUGGGCAGCUUAGCGAGACGGUCUUGAAAUCAAAAGGGCUGGGAGCAGCUCAGUGCCACCAGCACUGCAGAAAGCAGGGAAGCAGCAAGGUGGACGAGCAGGGUUUACAAAGACCGAGCUGAAGCCAGUGUGGUGGUGCCUGCCUGUCAUCCCAGCCCUGAGGCUGAGGCAGGAAGAUCCACGUGAGUAAG
This is a messenger RNA of Fukomys damarensis (Damara mole-rat), 2568 nucleotides long. It is a transcript of the gene Slc35e1, whose product is annotated as solute carrier family 35 member E1. Gene Ontology annotation, cellular component: Golgi apparatus. Gene Ontology annotation, molecular function: antiporter activity. The record is from RefSeq and is a predicted model, not a curated record. The transcript is spliced from 7 exons. Lineage: Eukaryota; Metazoa; Chordata; Mammalia; Rodentia; Bathyergidae. The coding region runs from base 1 to 945 and encodes 314 amino acids.